AUGGCUGCUUCACCGGCAUUAAUGAAGUCUGACUCGAUAGCAGAUAACAUGCCUGAAGCAUUGAGGGAACGAAGGUACCUUAUGAAAAGGUGUUUUGCGAGGUACUUACAGCAGGGGAAACGGUUGAUGAAGCUUCAUCAUCUUAUGGAUGAGAUCGAGAAGUCUAUUGAUGACCAAGCUGAAAGAACUCAGGUCUUGGAAGGCACACUUGGCUACAUUCUGUGCUCUACCCAGGAAGCGGCUGUUAUUCCUCCGUAUGUUGCCUUUGCGGUAAGACCGAGUCCAGGCUAUUGGGAAUACGUUAAAGUGAAUGCCCAUGAUCUCACUGUUGAAGGCAUUAAUGCUACAGAGUACCUGAAAUUCAAAGAGAGCAUAUAUGAUGAGAGCUGGGCCAAAGAUGAAAAUGCUCUAGAAGUGGACUUUGGGGCCCUUCAGUACUCUACUCCGCGCCUUAACUUGUCGUCUUCUAUAGGAAAUGGGAUGAAUUUCAUAUCUAAGUUCUUGAGUACAAAACUAUGGGUAGAGAAGGAGGCUGCAACCCCUCUAGUUGAGCACCUACUGUCAUUAAAUCACCACGAUGACAAACUCAUGAUCAAUGAGACCCUGAACACGCCAGCAAAGCUCCAGGCUGCAUUGGUUGUGGCUGAUGUGUUUCUAUCAUCGCUAUCUCCCGAUACACCAUAUCAAAAUUUCGAGUUGAGAUUCAAGGAGUGGGGUUUUGAGAAAGGAUGGGGAGAUACCGCUGCAAGAGUCAGAGAAAUGAUGCGUUCGCUCUCUGAGGUACUCCAGGCUCCGGACCCAAUGAAUGUUGAGAGAUUCUUAGGCAGGCUUCCGACGAUCUUCAAUAUUGUGAUAUUCUCAGUACACGGUUACUUCGGCCAAGCCAAUGUUCUUGGCUUGCCUGAUACUGGGGGCCAGGUGGUUUAUAUUCUGGAUCAAGUCAGAGCACUAGAAGAGGAAUUACUCAUCAGAAUCAAGAAUCAAGGGCUCAAUGUAAAGCCUCAAAUUCUAGUGGUCACCAGGUUAAUACCAGAAGCUCAAGGAACGAAGUGCAAUCAGGAACUGGAAUCAAUUGAAGGCACAAAAUACUCUAACAUACUUCGCAUUCCGUUUAGAACAGAAAAUGGGAUCCUCCGUCAAUGGGUAUCCCGUUUUGACAUAUAUCCAUACCUUGAGAGGUUUACCCAGGAUGCCACGACCAAAGUUCUUGAGCUUAUGGAAGGAAAGCCUGACAUCAUAAUUGGAAAUUACACAGAUGGAAAUCUGGUUGCAUCACUCAUGGCAAACAAGCUGGGAGUUACACUGGGCACUAUAGCACAUGCCUUAGAAAAGACCAAGUAUGAAGAUUCAGAUGUCAGCUGGAAAGCAAAGGAUCAUAAGUACCAUUUUUCAUGUCAGUUUACAGCAGAUAUAAUUGCAAUGAACUCAGCAGAUUUCAUCAUCACCAGCACAUAUCAAGAAAUUGCAGGAAGCAAAGAUAGACCUGGCCAGUAUGAAAGUCAUGUGGCAUACACUCUUCCAGGACUAUACAGGGUGGUUUCAGGCAUCAAUGUUUUUGAUCCCAAAUUCAAUAUAGCUGCACCUGGGGCCGACCAAUCUGUCUACUUUCCGUUCACAGAAGCACAGAAACGGUUCACACACUUCCAUCCAGCCAUUCAAGAGUUACUGUUUAAUGACAAAGAUAAUGACGAACACAUUGGAUUCCUACAAGACAAGAAGAAACCAAUUAUUUUCUCCAUGGCACGGCUGGAUACAGUGAAAAAUAUCACUGGAUUAGUUGAGUGGUAUGGAAAGAAUGAUAGGCUCAGGAGUCUUGUCAACCUUGCUGUCGUGGCAGGAUUCUUUGAUCCCUCGAAAUCCAAAGAUAGAGAAGAAAUGGCUGAAAUAAAAAAGAUGCACUCAUUGAUAGAGAAAUACAAAUUGAAAGGCCAAUUUAGAUGGAUUGCUGCCCAGACUGAUAAGUACAGAAACGGAGAGUUGUAUCGGUGCAUUGCUGAUACCCGAGGUGCUUUUGUGCAACCUGCUUUAUACGAAGCAUUUGGUCUUACAGUCAUUGAAGCAAUGAACUGUGGAUUGCCCACUUUUGCUACCAAUCAAGGGGGGCCUGCAGAGAUUAUUGUUGAUGGAGUCUCUGGCUUUCAUAUUGACCCCCAUAAUGGAAAUGAGUCGAGCAACAAAAUUGCCGACUUUUUUCAGAAAUGCAAAGAGGAUGAAGAACACUGGAAUAUGGUCUCAGCAGCCAGUUUACAACGAAUCUAUGAAUGCUACACAUGGAAGAUUUAUGCGAACAAAAUGUUGAAUAUGGGCUGCAUGUACACGUUCUGGAAAAGGAUGAACAAAGAGGAGAAGCAGGCGAAGCAAAGAUACGUUCAAAUGUUCUACAACCUUGAAUAUAGAAACCUGGUGAACAGUGUGCCUAUCCCUACUCAAGAAGUUCCAAAGCCAGUACCAAAGCCAACAGUAAGGCCGCUGCACCCAAAAAGCACCAGACGUCAACCGAGUCGAAUUCAGAGGUGGUUCGGUGCAUAACUCCAAGCACAACAAAACCUGAGAGUUCUUCAUCCAUCAAGUCUGAAGCUCCAAGCAAUGUCAUCCGCAAACUGCUUUUGAUACUUCUCCUCCUGUUUCUAUACUUUUUAGUGCAUUGUAUCUAUACCUCAACUUACUAUAGUCAAAAGGCAUUGCCCAGUGAAUAAAU
This is a messenger RNA of Amaranthus tricolor (Joseph's coat), 2698 nucleotides long. RefSeq names its product sucrose synthase 6-like. Bases 1 to 2529 code for a protein of 842 amino acids. The transcript has 15 exons. Lineage: Eukaryota; Viridiplantae; Streptophyta; Magnoliopsida; Caryophyllales; Amaranthaceae. Gene Ontology annotation, biological process: sucrose metabolic process. The record is from RefSeq and is a predicted model, not a curated record. Gene Ontology annotation, molecular function: sucrose synthase activity.